AUGUUCUGUCGUUCUCCUCCAACAACUUCAAAUAUAAAUGAGAACAACACGCGCCACAAUGCCACAAUAGUCGCAGCAGAAGAAAGCAGCGGUUUGCCGUUGUGGGCGAUUCUGCCUUUUGUCGUGCUUGCCUUUCUCGCAGUUGUUUGCUUCGUUAUCCUUCUCAUUGCCACUAGGAUCAGAGGUUUCGCCAGUGUUCGCUUUUUCAGAAAAACAGCACAUGAGCCUGAAAAUGGAUUGUCU
Messenger RNA from Mesorhabditis belari, 243 nucleotides. The record is from the annotation of a GenBank genome assembly. Lineage: Eukaryota; Metazoa; Nematoda; Chromadorea; Rhabditida; Rhabditidae.